UCCCUUGAACAGCUCAGACUCAUUUCUUUAACUGCACGAAGCUGUUGCCAAAGCCAAACCGCAUCCACUUUGUUGAAGGAGGAUUGUAAAAGAAAAAAAAAAAAAAUCCCACCCUGCCUCAACCCUGAAACUAUGACUGACUGCCCGACUAUGAGUCCAGCUGCAGCGGCUCUCUGGCGGAUGGGAAGUUGUGAGUCAGACCUGGAGGACGCGCAACUUUUAUAGACUUUGAAGUCCGCUGCUUGUAACUAAUCAGCAGCGCUCAGUUUAGUCCUUUGACUCUUGGAUUGCGCGUCUGGAGAGCUGUGAUAUUAGACCGCCGUGUGUUUCAGGUUUGGGUCUGUCCCGGGCGUCUCUUAUCGAGAAGGAGAUGGUAAUUCCAUUAAGAACAUGUUUUUGGUGUUUGCGGUUUGCAAUGGAGAAUAAAUGAAAGGGACAUUUAGCGGGAUUAACUGAGAAGACAAUAGCAGAAUGCGGGAGAGGAAUCUACAGAGCAUGUGCAGAAGGGUGCUACUGCUGACCGUCUGUAUGGUGUCUCUCUUGGGACAACUGACUAGCGCAUCAUCACACCGAAGCCACAUAGUACACGUGAAAGCAGGAACCUGUGAGGUAAUUGCUGCACACCGAUGCUGCAACAAGAACAAGAUCGAAGAGAGAUCCCAGACUGUCAAAUGCUCCUGCUUCCCUGGACAGGUGGCUGGAACAACAAGAGCAGCUCCAUCUUGUGUAGACGCAUCAAUAGUUGCACAGAAGUGGUGGUGCCAGAUGCACCCUUGCAUGGAUGGAGAAGAGUGUAAAGUGCUACCAGAUCUUAAAGGAUGGAGCUGCAGUACAGGAAAUAAAGUUAAGACCACAAAGGUUACCCGAUAGUCGUAUUUUUCCAGAAUAAAGAUAUUUGGAACCAAGAUGUUUCUUUGGCCAACACAGUAGGACAUUUUGGAUACCAUGGGAUUUAUAGACUGGCAGAAACCAGGGACCAACAUGGACAUUAGUCUUGGACAUUCCAGUGAACGAAAAGAAUAAACGAAUUAGGAAAUUCACAUGAGACUACAAUGACAAACGGAUUCUUUACUUUUUGUCUAGCAUCAACAGUAGCUUUCUCUCAACUCUGCUGCCCACCAAAUCUCUCUUUGUAUUAUACUUCUAAUGCAACGGAUUUGAACACCCAACCAUGAUGAUAUUUAUUACCUUGAAGACUGGAUAAGACAGUGAAAAACUUACCCUAAAAACCUGUGAUGUAAAACUUUUGUGUCAUGUUCUUGCCACAAGCAUCCCUGGGACUCUUGAUGCAUAGCUCUGUGGAGGCUCUUGUGAGGUCAUAAGCAUUUCGAUUCUUCUUAGCCUUAUGGAGGAGAUUUCACCUCUGUUUCCUUUGGUUGGUUUGAAAAAGUCUGGCCUUUCUUCUUUUUUAGUUUAUUAGGAUGUUAAGUCCACUUUUGAAAGACACUCACAAUGAACACACAGAAAUAAAAAAGUAAUGAAAGGUCAACGUAGCUGAGUUAAUCCAAAAAUGCUUUAACGGUAUCUGUUACUUUCAAAGUCUGGUGACUGCUAAUCAUUACAAAUGUGAAUAUUAUCUCAAUAAAUCUAACUCAAUGAC
Messenger RNA from Girardinichthys multiradiatus, 1600 nucleotides. RefSeq names its product TAFA chemokine like family member 3a (gene tafa3a). The transcript has 5 exons. The coding region runs from base 472 to 870 and encodes 132 amino acids. The record is from RefSeq and is a predicted model, not a curated record. Gene Ontology annotation, molecular function: receptor ligand activity. NCBI's taxonomy places the organism in Eukaryota, Metazoa, Chordata, Actinopteri, Cyprinodontiformes, Goodeidae.